AUGAAGACACAGAAGCCUCCUUGUUCCCAGACACUCACUGUCACUGAGCACGGUACCCUAUACUGUAGGAAGGAACAGGAAUGCAACUCAAAAUCUACAAUAAAAGACAUGCAACAAAAUAAAAGCAUAGACAAUGCAUUUUCAUCUCCCAUACCUCUUUCGACUGAUGACAAAACAGAUAUUGAAAUGUAUAGGACAUUAAAGGCAGAGAUGGACCAACAAAGAGUAAGAUUCAAGAACUCUGUCUAUCUAAAGCUAGAGAAAUCAACAUGUUACAGGGAAGCACACUUACAGAAGGCCAAUCCCACUGAUACACAAAACAAUAGGUCAGGCUACACAAUGGAAAUGAAUGUGCAACAGACCAAGGAAGAGGUUGCAGUGGAGACAAUAAACCUCAUGUUGCCGAAAAAUAAAGAAGAGAAGAUGCAGGGAAGUAAAGAUGGACCAGGGGUGCUUAUGACCCAAACUUCUAAUUCAUUACCAUCUCUCUCUCUCCUCAAAUGGAAUAAAGAAAUGCAGAGACUAUCAUAUGCAGGGGAGAUGGUGCAUAUUGAGCCAAUUAGUGGGGAUAUCACGGAAAAUGUUCAAAACAAGAAACAACAUAUGCGUCAGGAAGAAGAGACAAACAGAGAAAAAACAGUAGCUAUGAGAGGUAUGACACAUGCUGCAGAUAUAAGUAUGAAGUCAAAGGAAUCUCCUUCUUCGUAUACACUCCAUAGAACAGAAUUGCUCAUGAACAUUGAAAGUCAAGGACAGAAGGUACAUGAAGGUCAAGGUAGAGUGCUAAGGAAAGUUCAUAUUUCCAAACCUCCAACUGACCUCAAAUUAGAUAAAGGUACUCAAGUAGAGGAAGAAGAACUUGGAAUUAAAAGACCCACUCUAUUUCCACAAAUGGUUUCAGCAUUAUCCGAUGCAGAGAAAACAGAAGAUACAGAGACAAUCGGUGGUGAUGUAAGAAAAAGAAAACACCUAUCACAGAAAGAAAAGGACAGAGAACAAAACAGAACCAAAGCUGACCAAGACUUGCUUGAAAUUACAGGGUUUUCUUUUUCACAAGUACAGCUCCCUGAGUCCUCAGGGGAAGGGAACAACAGUUAUGCAAAUUUCAAUGAACAUAUCAGCUCAUGUAAUACAAUAGUAGAAGCUAAUCAACAUAUGUCAUAUACAGACAUAAUGGACAGAGUAAAAAUAAAAGAAGGGAAAGGUAGACUACUUCCCCAAAUAAUGACUUUGAGAAUACAGACAUCCCCACCUACACAUCUGCUCAGUAAGAAAAGACAACCUUUGAAUAUUAAACAGAAGGUGGAAGAUACACAGAAGGACAAAGGUAAGCCAGACAUGGUUCUGAGGAGAGCCUGUGCUUCCUUACCUUCUCCUUUUCACCUGAAAUGGGACACUAGAAUGAAUGAACAGGAAGACACACUAGGAACAACACAACCCUGUUUUCCACCGUUAAAUAUUAAACAUUCAUCCUAUUCAGGCAAAAAAGCAUAUGCUAUGUCACUUGAAG
Messenger RNA from Myotis davidii, 1510 nucleotides. It is a transcript of the gene LRTM3, whose product is annotated as coiled-coil domain containing 168. The transcript has a single exon. NCBI's taxonomy places the organism in Eukaryota, Metazoa, Chordata, Mammalia, Chiroptera, Vespertilionidae. The record is from RefSeq and is a predicted model, not a curated record. The annotation marks the transcript as partial.